Messenger RNA from Gasterosteus aculeatus aculeatus (three-spined stickleback), 3106 nucleotides. RefSeq names its product caspase 7, apoptosis-related cysteine peptidase (gene casp7). NCBI's taxonomy places the organism in Eukaryota, Metazoa, Chordata, Actinopteri, Perciformes, Gasterosteidae. The record is from RefSeq and is a predicted model, not a curated record. Gene Ontology annotation, cellular component: cytoplasm. Gene Ontology annotation, biological process: execution phase of apoptosis; positive regulation of neuron apoptotic process; apoptotic process. Gene Ontology annotation, molecular function: cysteine-type endopeptidase activity.
CACCUUGGAGACACGACGCGGCGGCUGGACGUCACCUUACUUUCACUUCCAAGUUCUCUAAGGAACAGAAACUUGUCCGAAAGCUUUUCCAGAGGGGAAGAAAACGCAGAGGGAAAAAAAAAAACUCCACAACCAACUCCAACUCUGUGAGCAGCAGCCAAGGAAGUGAACCCCGCGCCGCACCGCAGAUGGAGGGUUUAGCGCAGGAUGUCGCGGCGGAGGAAGGCGGACCGACGGGAGACCAGACGGACGCCAAACCGGACCGCAGAGGAAGAUUCCUGCUGUUCGGUAAGAAGAAUAAGGAUGGCCAGACGCGGGAGCAGGACUACUCUUCUGAAAGCCAUUACAGAGUCGUUUCACCAACAUUCCAGUAUAAGAUGAGCCACCAACGAGUGGGCAAGUGCAUCAUCAUCAACAACAAGAACUUUGAUGAAAAGACGGGGAUGAAUGUGCGUAACGGCACGGACCGAGACGCGGGAGAGCUGUUCAAGUGCUUCAAGAGCCUGGGCUUCGAUGUCUUCAUCUACAACGAUCAGACGUGUGGGAAGAUGGAGAGUCUUCUCAGAGAGGCCUCGGAGGAGGACCAUAGUGACAGCUCGUGUUUCGCCUGCAUCCUGCUAAGCCAUGGCGAGGAGGGCAUGAUCUACGGAACAGACGCCGCCAUGCCCAUCAAGUCCAUGACCUCGCUGUUCAGGGGGGACAUGUGCAAAAGCUUGGUCGGGAAGCCGAAACUCUUCUUCAUCCAGGCUUGCCGGGGUUCCGAAUUUGACGAUGGUAUACAGACGGAUUCGGGUCCGCCCAACGAUACCCUGGAGACGGAUGCUAAUCCGAGACAUAAGAUCCCUGUAGAGGCAGAUUUCCUGUUUGCCUACUCCACCGUGCCAGGUUAUUACUCUUGGAGGAACCCCGGGCGCGGCUCCUGGUUCGUUCAGGCGCUCUGCAACGUCCUCAACGAGUUCGGCAAGCAGCUGGAGAUAAUGCAGAUCCUGACCAGGGUCAACUACAUGGUGGCCACCAGCUUCGAGUCCUGGUCCGAGGACCCCCGCUUCAGUGAGAAGAAGCAGAUCCCCUGCGUGGUCUCCAUGCUGACCAAAGAACUGUAUUUCAACUGAGGACGCCGGCCUCACCGACCCGACCUUGACUCAACGGACCGUUUCAGUUACCGACUUAGCGUUCCAUGCAUUCAGGGAUGGUUCAGGCCCAGAUCCUCACAUGACCAUUUUAAAUGUGUAGCUGGGCCCGAAAAAAAACAAAACAAGCACUCCGUGAUAAAAGAAAAAAAUAUUAUUAGUGGCACUCCGCGUUCAUGGGCUGAUGGUGAAUCUUCUUCAGGUUAUCCUUUGGAAGUAAUGGCGUCACAUUUGAUCGGAUCUUUUCUUGACAGCCACGUUAAAUAUUCUUGUUGUUCCACCAGCCCGUAAAAAAAAGAAAUUGCUGCCACUUCUUGUGGGUUUUGGGGAAUCAUAUCUGAAUAUGUGUCUCUCCAUUUUCCAGCACUCGCGAUAGCUGUUGAAAGGAACUUUUAUUUAGGACAUGAAACGGGUUUAGAAAUAGUUGACAUUGUAUUUGUAAAGUGUAAAUCGCCAUUACACAGUAAAAUACAUUGGACAAGUGAUUUAAAAAGCAUUUAAUCACUGUAGGAAUUAAUACGGGGACUGCCUUGAUUACAAACCCGGCCCUGGAUCAGAUCAUUUCAAUGUUUUCAGCUGUCAGGUGUCAGAUAAAAAGAGACAGCAGAAAAAGACGACACUCCUCUGAGCAGAAACGCGAUGCUUUGGCCAAAGGCUCCGUGUGUCGGCCUUCCUGGCAGGUUCUACGUUGGUAGCAGCAUGCUGGCAUCCUCAGGUUCUUCAAUGUCCCACGAGGUGGGUUACUGUAAUGUUAAAGAAGGUUGUAUACGUAUGGCUGGGAAGGAGCGACCGUCUGCUGUGUUGUGAUUAGUUCUAUGGGAUUUUGGGUCAAGUGCAUCGUAUUAUAGUCCACUCCCUCAAAAGUUAAGGCUUAUUUGCAAUUUGCCAGUUUUAUUAGACUUCACUCGCUUGUUGUUCACCCCCAAAGGAAGUGAAGUAUGUUUAUCAAAAUGAUGCGCGGAUCUUAUCAGUCCAACAAAUUAGUUAUGGAAUUUCUCUUUUUUUAAUAUUUAAAUGAGAUUUUUCUCCUCUUUAUUUACUUUGAUAGAUGAAAGUAUACAUGCGAUAGGACUUUUACACUAGAAAGAGAACUGUCGAAAACAGUACAUUUGGGAAAUUACAGUGUUAAUCUGGACUAUGGCCCAAAGCCCAUAUCCAAUUCAUUUUACUGUAUAUUAGUGUUGCACAUUGUCUACACUGGUAGGACAUACCCGGCAAAAUGGUCCUAUUUGUAUUUCUUUUAAUCAAUCCUUUACUUUUACAGACCCAAGUCCUAUAGUAGUAAAUUAAUUCUUAUGACGGCGUUAUGCGGUAAAAUAUCACAUACAUAUUUGAAUAGAAGAUUUGCUGACGGUCCUUUCAACUUGCACAGAGUUUGUUUCUGCAUUCUGUUAAUGUCUGUCAAUCACAGAGGCAGCUAUUACUGGUGGUGACAAGUCUGAAUAUUCACAAUCCACAUGUCUGCAAUACCCAAUUAGUGUUGCUGCAAUGUUUUUACAUUAUUCCCAUAAUUGCAUGUGUCAGUAACUUAGGGGAAAUGUUAAGGAAGCACUUCUAACUUGUUAUUUUUUAAUCAGUUUAGCACUUUUUCAUCAUAUUUCUAUUGGCCAGAAGUUUGAUUAAUACUGGCUUAAGUUAGCCAGUGCACUUGUCCAACACAACUCGACACAUGGAUCUCUGAUCAGCGGUGCCCAACCUGUGCUGAAAGGAGCGUUUGCUCCACUUGUUUUUUUUUCCGAUUGGAAUUGAGGGAGGGAGAAAAAAUAUUUUUAAGGGUAAAAUUUUAAAAUGCUUUUGGGUGUUAAAUGCUGUUGUCCUCAGGAAUAUAGUUGAAAAGAUUUGGAAAAAUUAAUGAAUGAAUUUGAAUCUGGCCCAAUUUCUUUUUAAUUUGGGGCAAUGUAUAAUUAACCUCAAAAACAGAGGAAUGCUCAUGUAAACAUUUUAUUGUAUUAAAACAUAAAGAAUUUAUUCUGUAA